GUUCAAGUCAAUCGCACGUGUUUGGUGAAGAGCGACCGCCCAGGUCCAGCAGGGGGCUGGAUCAGAUCCGCUUUCCUGGCUGCCAGCAGCGGCAGAGGCGGACACUUGGCGGACGGGGCACCUGUGCGUUUGCGUGCGGUCAGGGUGUUUGCACGGCCAAAGCUGCACUAAAUGGAGCGCUUGGUUUUAGCUGUCAGCCCUCUGCGCCUGUCCUGCAUUUAAAGCCCCGGCGAUGCGCUGUCCGGCGUCCGUGGAUGUGUGAUACGGCAAUCCGGCUGUCAUUAUCUCUCUCGCCGGCGGCUCGUUGUUGUAGAAAAUCUGUUUUUUGAAACUGCAGGGAACAACAUGGACUAAUCGCCUUUUUCCUCGUUCACGAUGGGACUAUAUAAACUUUCCCUUGUGUUUUGUACAUUUUUUGUCGUUUCAGUUUUAGGCUUCGGCGUGGAUCCUGCUUUGCGCAUCAAUGUUUUCGAUGAAUUAAAUCUUGGAGAGGGGUUCCCUGGAGUUUCUCAAGUCCAGGGUUUCCACAACGAGAGCCGAGCUUUUCUCUUCCAAGACUCACGGCGAAGUGUGAGCUCUUCGCCCGAUGCCUCCCGCCGCAUGUGGCAGAAGCUGCAUGGCAGCACCGAGUUCACGCUGCUGGUGACCCUGCGGCAGGACCGUGCUAGCUCAGGAGUCAUUCUGUCCAUCCGAAAUGCCGAACACAGGUUCCUGGAGCUGGAAAGCAGUGGACAGCGAAGCGAGGUCCGCCUGCACUAUCGGUCCCAGAGCCAUCAGCCUCGCACCGAGAUCUUCCCCUACGCUCUGGCAGAUGGCCAGUGGCACAAACUGUCAGUGGCUCUGAGCGCCUCUCACCUCCAGCUGCAUGUGGACUGCAACAGGGUGUAUGAGAGAGUGUUGGAGCCCCCAGGCAUGGAUUUACCAGAGGAGGCUACACUCUGGCUUGGACAGAGGGGCAGUGGCCACGCCCUGUUUAAGGGGAUAAUGCAGGACGUCCAACUGCUUGUGAUCCCUCAGGGGUACAUUUCACAGUGCCCUGACUUGAACCGCACCUGCCCCACUUGCAACGACUUCCAUGGACUUGUACAGAAGAUAAUGGAGCUGCAGGACAUUUUGGCCAAAACGUCCAGCAAGCUGGCUCUAGCUGAAGACAAGAUGACCGACCUGGACCGGUGCUACUGCGAGCGAACCUGCGACGUAAAAGGCGUGGUCUACAGGGAGGGCGAGGCCUGGGCGGACGGCUGCAGAAACUGUUCCUGCAUGAACGGCACAGUUAAAUGUGAGAUCAUUACCUGCCCCCCUGUCCAGUGCCCCCCAGAUGCCACCCCCAUUUAUGUGAACGGCUCGUGCUGCCAGGAAUGCCAGCUGGUGUGCCUGUUCGGUGGAAGAGUGUACGUAGAAGGGGACAGGAAGGCCAUGCAUCACCCCUCUGGAACAUGUACUCUGUUCGAAUGCCAGGAUAGGGCGAUGCGUCGAGUGGAGCCCCCUGGCUGCCCGGAGCUGAAUUGCUUGGAAUCAGAGCAGAUCACCCUGACAGACCGAUGCUGCAGAGUCUGCAGAGGGCACGACUUCUGCGCCGAGGGUCACGGCUGCAUGGAGAACUCGGACUGCAUCAACCUGGAGGCGGCGGCCUGCUGCAGGUGCCGGGACGGCUUUCGGCCACUGCGCGCCGACGAGGCUUACUGUGAGGAUGUGGAUGAGUGUGCAGAGGGCAAGCACUACUGUCGUGAGAACACAGUGUGCGUCAACACAGCCGGCUCCUUUCUGUGUGUCUGCCUCGCCGGCUACGUCCGGAUCGACGACUACUCCUGCACAGAGCAUGAUGAGUGCCAGAGUGGGAGCCACAGCUGCGAUGAGAAUGCGCUGUGCUUCAACACCGUCGGGGGGCACAGCUGCUCCUGUAAACCAGGAUACACUGGCAAUGGCACAAUUUGCAAAGCCCUUUGUGACGGCCGAUGUGAAAACGGGGGUACCUGCGUCUCCUCGAAUACCUGCGUCUGCCAGCAGGGUUUCACAGGGAAGAGGUGUGAGACAGACAUAGACGAGUGCUCCGACGGGUUCGUGGAGUGUGACAGCCGGGCCACUUGUGUCAACCUGCCAGGAUGGUACCACUGCGAGUGCCGUGAUGGUUACCAUGACAACGGAAUGUUUUCACCUAAUGGAGACUCCUGUCAAGACAUAGAUGAGUGCCGGACGGGGAGGAAUACCUGCGCCAACGACACCGUCUGCUUCAACCUGGAGGGGGGGUAUGACUGCAGGUGCCCCCACGGGAAGAACUGCACCGGGGACUGUAUCCAUGAGAACAAGGUCAAACACAACGGACAGAUCUGGGUGCUGGACAGUGACAGGUGCUCCGUCUGCUCCUGUCAGAGCGGGCUGGUCCUGUGCCGGCGAAUGGUGUGCGACUGCGACAACCCCACGGUGGACCUGUACUGCUGUCCGGAGUGUGACCCACGUCUCAGCAGCCAGUGUCUGCACCAGAGUGGUCUGAGGGCUUACAGCAGCGGGGACACCUGGUUGGAGGGCUGCCAGAAGUGCCAGUGCUUGCGGGGAGAGGUGGAUUGCUGGCCACUGCCCUGCCCACUGGCUGACUGCGAGUUCACAGUGGUGCCCGAGGGCGAGUGCUGCCCACGGUGCGCCGCUGAUCCUUGCCAGGCCGACGUCAUCCGCAAUGACCUCACCAAGACGUGCACCGACGAGCUGGGCAUAGCUCGCUUCAGCGGGGCAUCCUGGACCAAGCACGGCACUGAGUGCACGCUCUGCCACUGCAAGAAUGGACACAUCUGUUGCUCAGUGGACCCCCUGUGUCUUUAGCUGCUGCGAUUGGCCUGAGAGGCUUUUGUACAGUCUUCUUUCCAUAAGAACUACACUUCCCAGAAACCCCUUUAUACCAAAAAACAGUGUUAUGGCGCACCAAACAGACGAUGGACCCUCGACCCUCUCCCCGCAGUAUUCCUCAACACGCGUGCCGACCUGUUGUGAGGAGACGAUCUACAUCGACGACAGGACUUUGUAAAAAGUACCCGUACUGGCAUGAGCCUUCUAGUUGUUGAAAACUGAUUGAUUUUUUUUUAUCCAUUUUCAAUGCAGAAUAAGUGUCUGGGAAUCCCCUUAAGUAAUGAUUUUGGAUGUUUUAUUUAUGACUUCAUGAACGUCGUGUAUGUUCAGUUGUUUGGUAACACUGUUUUGUGUUUAAUUUAUCCUGUAACUUGCUCCUGUGACGUGGUGAAGUAAACAUGUUUGUUUACAGUUCCGUCUGCAUUCGCUCCCGUUUUUGCCCGUAUUAUGAUCAAUAAUUAAAAGACUUUCCCCAGGAUAAUAAAAAUAUUCUGAUUCUGAUUCAAUAUGAUAUGCACCAUUAAAAAUAUUCACAUGUAAAAUGUCAAACGGCCCAUGGUUCAAGUUGUAAAAAAAUCACUACAGCUGAUGCAAAUCCCACAGAGUUACCGAUAUAGUGAUAGGAGAAGCUCAGACACAACAGCGCGGUCAUGGGUUCCAAAGGCUUGUUUCUUCCACUGCUAUGGGGUGUAGAGUUUUCCAGCCUAGUCAUAGUAGAGUAUAGAGCACUCAGCUGUCCAGACGACUCAAACUUGCUCCCUUUUCCAGAAAAUACUGGCCCCGUGACUCUGUUAGACCCCAUCAAAGAACCAGGUAGCCAUGAGGUCGUGGAUGUCGUGUGAAGACAAAUCAUGCAUCCACAGAGGGGAAAUGCAACACCAAGCUUUCGUCCCUGCGAUGUCUUCUCCAAGGAACUACCACUAAUCUGCGGAAGUGCAUAAAGUGCAUAUCGUAAACGUGCCGUCCUAAGGCAGUCAUUAUAUACUUUCCUAUCUGACAGAUAAAUCGUUUCUCCUAUAGCAAGGUUCUGUUUAAAAAGAUUGUAUUAUAAUUUAAUGUACUUUUACAAGGAAUAAUAAUCUUCUUCAGUAGAACCUGGUCAGUGAACUGCUACUGGUCCUUCAUUGGUAUUACUCCAGGUUGCACUGGGGGUAGAGUUACCACCCAACCUGUAUAUUCCAAGAUCGUCCCGCAUUUUACAGAUGUGUGCACUUUUUGUGUGACUAUGAAGCGGUGCAGCAGACAUAAGAAUGUUAGGAAUCCCUAAUCUAGAGGAACCUUUAUCCCAAGGUAAAUGUUCUAAUAGACCUAGGAGAAAAUGGCACGAACGAACUGUCUCUCUAUAACAUACAGAUCAUCCCUGCCCAACUCCAUCAGCCUUGGGUAAAAUUCCUUUCAUUCGGUGACUUAACGGAGCCAUUGUCUUUAACUCGGUCUAUCGGACAAAUUUAAACAGACUGUCUCAGACAACACUAAUUCACUCAUUGUUUUAUUUCUGUGAGGUUAUUUACUAGAGCACAAAAAUGUCACACAUGCCCACCAGUUUAGAGUCUCUAUUUUCCAUUGCUUCUGAAUGCAAAUUAUAAUUAAUAGCUGUAGAGAAAAUGGAGAUAUAAUUACUGUGUCUAUUUUCUUUUAAAGAAUGUGACAUUGACUGUUCAGUUAGUUCUUUUGAAUGCAGCCAUACAUUUGCUAAUUAACAGUAUUUUUUCUGUUUAUGUUAAUCAAGAUUUGCUCAAGAAAUUUGAAUUUGGCUAUUAUUUACAGGGUUUAUUUAUUUGAGUGGUUUUGUUAUGUAGCCUGAUUCCAGCCUGUCACCUUAACAACGGUUGCUUAGCGACUGCACCGAUGGUGUAGUGGGUGCUGUAGAUCAUGAGAGUUUACUAUGACAAUCGAAGUCACAAGGUUAGGUAUGGUUUCCUUGGUUGCUUUGGCCCAGAUUGAGAUUCUUGUGGGUACAGGUUUGAAGUUGCUCUUGUUUGGAUACCAAUGGGAAAACUGAACAGGAGAGACAGCUUCAGAACCUUCGAGAAUAGAGGCGGAACUCGUUAACUAGCCACACCCGGACCGGAACACCAUAGACUCUUCCUUUUUCACUGCAACCCUUAUAACAUUACUUAUUCAGAUCUAACUCUUUAUGAUAUAACAGUCACAGUCUUUCUCUUUGAAUCCAUUUCCUUAAGGAACUGAAUCUGCUGUAACAGAGUUGGGCUUUCAUUGGUGCUACUCAGCUAAACUGACAACAGCAGAAGAAGCGACAUAAUAGUUGUAAAAUACUGGUUAUAUGUUGUGCAAAUGUAAACAAUCUACCAAAUACGAUCUCAACAGGAAUGGCUCAUUGGGAUCUUCACUGCAGUGUUCACUGCGAUGUUCACGGGGAUGUUCAUUGGGAUGUUCACUGGGAUGUUCAUGGGGAUGUUCAUUGGGAUGUUCACUGGGAUGUUCAUGGGGAUGUUCAUUGGGAUGUUCAUUGGGAUGUUCAUUGUGAUGUUCACUGGGAUGUUCAUUGUGAUGUUCACUGCGAUGUUCAUUGGGAUGUUCAUUGAGAUGUUCAUUGGGAUAUGCAUGGGGAUGUUCACUGGCAUGGCCAUCUGGAUGUUCAGCAAGAUGUUCACUGCAAUGUAAUUGGGAUGUUCAUCGAGAUGUUCAUUGUGAUGUUCAUUGGGAGCUGCCUAUUGAGAUGUUCACUGAGAUGUUCAUUGUGAUGUUCAUUGGGAGCUGCUUAUUGAGAUGUUCACUGAGAUGUUCAUUGUGAUGUUCAUUGGGAGCUGCCUAUUGAGAUGUUCACUGAGAUGUUUAUUGGGAGCUGCUUAUUGAGAUGUUCAUUGAGAUGUUCAUUGUGAUGUUCUUCGAGUUUGAGUAUGAUCCCGAAAUAAAAUUGUUUGACCUGA
Brienomyrus brachyistius is the source of this 5729-nucleotide messenger RNA. Its product is annotated as protein kinase C-binding protein NELL2-like. Bases 376 to 2814 code for a protein of 812 amino acids. Lineage: Eukaryota; Metazoa; Chordata; Actinopteri; Osteoglossiformes; Mormyridae. Gene Ontology annotation, molecular function: calcium ion binding; protein binding. The transcript has 20 exons. The record is from RefSeq and is a predicted model, not a curated record.